AUGAGUGGACAGCGUGAAGUUAUGGCGUCUCCAAAUGGACAGCGUGAAGUUAUGGCGUCUCCAAAGAAUAUAUACCAAGGGAAGCACUCGCCGCCGAUUGAGUGGACAGCACGAGUAACUUCAGCAAAGCCAGCAGAUCAACUACUGCUGCCGAUUGAGUGGUCAAACACAGCAGUUGAUAGUACCAAGCAACUCAUAACUUCACCGCCAAAUGAGUGGACAGCGUGA
Messenger RNA from Funneliformis geosporum, 228 nucleotides. The record is from the annotation of a GenBank genome assembly. NCBI's taxonomy places the organism in Eukaryota, Fungi, Glomeromycota, Glomeromycetes, Glomerales, Glomeraceae.